This is a messenger RNA of Orycteropus afer afer, 1041 nucleotides long. RefSeq names its product centromere protein L (gene CENPL). NCBI's taxonomy places the organism in Eukaryota, Metazoa, Chordata, Mammalia, Tubulidentata, Orycteropodidae. The transcript is spliced from 4 exons. The record is from RefSeq and is a predicted model, not a curated record. The coding region runs from base 1 to 1041 and encodes 346 amino acids.
AUGGAUCCUUAUGAUACGUCAGAAUUGACUCCUAGACAAAGUACAUCCUCAAGCCUUAAAGAUUACUUUAUAGGUGCCACCCCUCUGCAGAAACGAUUAGAAUCAGUCAGGAAGCAGACUACCUUUGUCUUGACUCCACCUCGAAAGAAAAUUCCCCAGUGUUCACAAUUGCAGGAAGAUGUUGAUCCUCAAAAGGUUGCAUUCCUUCUGCAUAAGCAAUGGACUUUAUAUAGUUUAACUCCCUUAUAUAAAUUCUCCUAUACUAAUCUCAAAGAAUAUUCUAGACUCCUAAGUGCAUUUAUUACUGCUGAAAAGCAAAAAGGACUUGCUGUGGAAGUGGGAGAAGAUUUCAACAUCAAAGUGAUUUUCUCUCCCCUCUUAGGAGUGAAAGGAACGGAAAGAGACUCUGAAGCAUUUCUUGUCCAGAUUCUGUCCAAAUCUCAACUGCCAUCUCAGAAUACAGAAGGUAAAGUGUUGUGGACUGGUUGGUUCUGCUGUAUAUUUGGAGACAGUCUUCUAGAGACUGUUUCAAAAGAUUUCACUUGUUUACCCUUGUUCCUUGCAAAUGGAGCAGAGUCUAAUACGGCCAUAAUUGGAACUUGGUUUCAGAAAACCUUUGACUGCUAUUUUAGUCCCUUACCAAUCAAUGCAUUUAAUCUUUCCUGGAUGGCUGCUAUGUGGACUGCAUGCAAAAUGGACCAUUAUGUGGCUACUACUGAAUUUCUUUGGUCUGUACCCUGUAGCCCUCAAAGUCUGGACAUUUCUUUUGCCAUACAUCCAGAGGAUGCAAAAGCUUUGUGGGAUAGUGUCCACAAAACACCUGGCGAAGUUACCCAAGAGGAAGUUGACUUAUUCAUGGACUGCCUUUAUUCACAUUUCCAUAGACAUUUCAAAAUUCAUUUAUCAGCUACAAGAUUGGUUCGUGUUUCAACAUCUGUAGCUUCAGCACAUACUGAUGGAAAAAUAAAGAUUCUGUGUCAAAAAUACCUUAUUGGGGUGUUGGCAUAUUUGACAGAACUGGCAAUUUUUCAAAUUGAGUGA